AUGUUGAAAAUAUUCUUAUAUUAUCGUUUUGCAUCUGGAAUAGUUUUAGUAAAACGUGCCGUGAGCAUACAAAGUGAUGCUAAUCUAAAUGCUCAAAUGAAACUAUUAAACGACAAAAAACAGUUUCGAAAAGCACUGGAAUUAUUUGAUGAAUACAAAGAUAAAAAUAUUGGUACACUAUCUAGCUUCACAAUUCUACAAGCUUUAAAAUCGUGUGCACAAAUUCGUGAUCUUCAACGGGGCUCAACUAUUCACAGGUUCAUGUCGUCUGAUAUGAAAAAGAAUUCUUAUAUAUUAAGUUCGUUAAUUCAUCUUUACAUGCAAUGUGGCGAUGUUGUCCGCGCACAAUCCAUAUUUGAAAUGUCAGGAAAAAAAACUCUAUCAAUGUAUGGAGCGAUGAUGAAGGGGUAUGUUCAAAACAAAAUGGGGAAAACAGCAAUUGAUCUUUUUAAUGAAAUCGAAGUUCCUGAUGAGUUUACUACAACUUUCUUGUUUAAUGCAUGUGCUCAACUGGAAACUAAUGAAGCAUUAGAUGUAACAAAGAAAAUUGCGAAAGAAAUGCCAAAAUCUUUUCAAUUCGAUCAUAUCCUGUUAACUUCUCUUUUGGACGCAUUAAUCAAAUGUGGCGAUGUGAUCAGUGCUGAAACAUUAUUCUAUAAUGCAAAGAAAAAAACAUUGGCGACGUAUGGAGCGAUGAUGAAAGGUUAUAUAAAAAACAAUGUGGCGAAAAAAGCGAUAGAUCUUUUCAAUGAAAUUCGACUUCCUGAUGAGAUUACAACAACACUACUGUUCAAUGCAUGUGCUCAACUGGAAACCAAUGAAGCAUUAAAUCUAGCAAAGAAAAUUGCGAAAGAAAUGCCAACAUCUUUUCAAUCAGAUCAGAUUCUUUUAACGUCGCUUUUGGAUGCAUUAAUUAAAUGUGGUGAUUGUGCAAGUGCAGAAAUUGUUUUUUCUAAAAUGAAAAAAAAUGUCAUUGUCUAUGGCAAUCUAAUGAAUGGUUUUCUUAAAGAAAAUAAUCCUGAGAAAACAUUAGAUUUAUUUAAUCAAAUGAUAAUCGAUGGUAUUGAGCCAAAUCAUAUUCUUUAUCUGAUUGUAAUCAAGGCACUAUCACAAGUAGCUGAUUAUUCAUUAUCUCAAUCGAUUGUUGAACGGAUUCCAAAAUUAAUUUUUGCCGAUCGUCAAAUUCAAAAUUCUUUAAUCCAUAUGUGGGGAAAACUUGGAUUUGCUCAUAAAGCUAAAGAAAUAUUUGAAAACAUGAUUGAACCUGAUCAAAUAGGAUACGGCGCUAUGAUUAAUACUUACGGUUUGAAUGGAAUGGGCAUUCAAGCUAUUGAACUUUAUUCGAGGAUGCCAACAGAAUUUAUUCAUGAUGCAAUUCAUGUCUCUCUCUUAAAUGCAUGUUCACAUUCGGGACUGAUUGAUCAAGCUCGUGCAAUCUUUAAAAGUGUUCAAUUAAAAACAGACAAAAUCUAUACAAGCAUGAUCGAUUGUCUCAGUCGUGGGUCUUUUCUUGACGAAGCACAAAAAUUAAUCGAUGAAUUUGAAUGUCACAAUGCACCGUCAUGGCCCAUGUAUAUGGCAUUGUUAGCUGGUGCUCGAAACGCAAAAAAUAAUCAGAUAUGCCAAAACGUUUUUAAUCGUAUGAAGAAACUUUUUCCUGAUUUAACCGACCCGAUAACAGCCGCUACAAUUCUUCUCGCCAAUAGUUAUGCAUCCUCGGGCGAAAUCGAUAUGGCAUCAAAAUUAAGACAAGAAUUAGCUAAAUUAAGUAGAAAGAAACAAGCCGGUAUUUCAUGGACAUUAAUCAAUGGUCAAGUAAUUCGACUUCGUGCUCAUGAUCAAUCGCAUAAUUUAUCGGUUCAAAUACAUGCUGAAGCCGAGAAAAUCUCAAAUGAGCUUAUAGCACAUGGUCAUAAAUUCGAUUCCAGUUGGAUUACCCGACCACUUAGUCAGGAUGAAACCGUUGAAUCUGUACUUUGCGGCCACAGUGAGCGAUUAGCAAUUGCACUAAAUUUUGUUGCAAAUCCUAAUGUGUCACUAAUUGAAAUCAAGAAAAAUCUUCGCAUUUGUGGUGAUUGUCAUGAAGCCACAAAAUCAAUAGCUGCUAUUCGUCAAUGUGAAAUUAUUAUUCGAGAUGCAAAUCGAGUUCAUCAUUUUCACAAAAAUGGACAGUGCUCAUGCAACGAUUAUUUUUGA
Molecule: messenger RNA, 2196 nt
Organism: Rotaria socialis
Lineage: Eukaryota; Metazoa; Rotifera; Eurotatoria; Philodinida; Philodinidae
Source: the annotation of a GenBank genome assembly